GGGUUUUUGCUCACUCUUUUCAAUAGAAACAGAAAUACCCAACUGCCCAAAAGAUUUCUUGGAAAAAGGCAUCUGGCGUAGACAGGAGAGAUGGAGGUAACCAAUGUUACCGAGUAUCAGGCAAUUGCAAAAGAGAAGUUGCCUAAGAUGAUCUAUGACUACUAUGCUUCUGGUGCCGAGGACCAAUGGACUCUCGAAGAGAACAGAAACGCCUUCGCAAGAAUCUUGUUUAGGCCGCGAAUUCUUAUUGAUGUGAGCAAGAUAGAUAUGGCCACCACAAUUUUGGGAUUCAAGAUAUCAAUGCCUAUUAUGAUUGCUCCAACUGCCAUGCAGAAGAUGGCUCAUCCUGAAGGUGAGUAUGCAACUGCAAGAGCUGCAUCUGCAGCUGGAACUAUCAUGACACUGUCAUCAUGGGCGACAUCUAGUGUUGAGGAAGUUGCUUCAACAGGACCCGGAAUCCGCUUCUUCCAGCUUUAUGUGUACAAGGAUAGGAACGUUGUUGCUCAGCUUGUGAGAAGAGCCGAAAGUGCCGGCUUCAAGGCCAUUGCUCUAACGGUUGAUACACCAAGGCUUGGACGUAGAGAGGCUGACAUCAAAAACAGAUUUACUUUACCACCAUUUUUGACGUUGAAGAACUUUGAGGGUUUGGACCUUGGCAAGAUGGAUGAAGCUAACGACUCGGGGUUAGCUUCUUAUGUUGCUGGUCAGAUUGAUCGGACCUUAAGCUGGAAGGAUGUAAAGUGGCUUCAGACCAUCACCACCAUGCCAAUCCUGGUGAAGGGUGUGAUCACUGCUGAAGACACAAGGUUAGCAAUUCAAGCUGGUGCAGCGGGUAUUAUCGUAUCUAAUCAUGGAGCUCGCCAACUUGACUACGUGCCGGCCACAAUCAUGGCUUUGGAAGAGGUUGUGAAAGCUGCACAAGGCCGUGUUCCGGUUUUCUUGGACGGUGGGGUUCGCCGUGGAACAGACGUUUUCAAGGCACUAGCGCUUGGAGCUUCUGGCAUUUUUAUUGGACGACCCGUGGUGUUUUCUUUAGCCGCUGAAGGAGAAGCUGGAGUGAGAAACGUACUUAAAAUGUUACGCGAUGAAUUUGAGCUAACGAUGGCGUUAAGUGGUUGCACCUCGCUCAAACAGAUCACCCGUAACCACAUUGUGACCGAGUGGGAUGCACCUCUUGCUCGUCCUGCGCCAAGAUUAUAGAUAAAUCACAACGUCUAGAUCGGGACUUGGUAGCGGCUGACUACAUUUCCAAACGUAUAGCUGCAACAUCAUGCCCAGAUGCCUCUUUGGAACUCGAAUAUUUUCAAAUUUAUUUGUUCGUGUAUUUCGAAUUGUUCGUUUUGAAAUAAUAAAGUUGCAUGGACUUGCACGUUACAUAAAUGCCCGUUAUUGUCGUUGUAUAUUAUUCUCUACGGGA
Messenger RNA from Cynara cardunculus var. scolymus (artichoke), 1417 nucleotides. Its product is annotated as (S)-2-hydroxy-acid oxidase GLO1-like. Lineage: Eukaryota; Viridiplantae; Streptophyta; Magnoliopsida; Asterales; Asteraceae. The record is from RefSeq and is a predicted model, not a curated record. Gene Ontology annotation, cellular component: peroxisome. The transcript has 11 exons. Gene Ontology annotation, molecular function: oxidoreductase activity; FMN binding. Bases 91 to 1200 code for a protein of 369 amino acids.